Messenger RNA from Triticum aestivum (bread wheat), 2099 nucleotides. Its product is annotated as rust resistance kinase Lr10-like. Gene Ontology annotation, molecular function: protein kinase activity; ATP binding; polysaccharide binding. The transcript has 3 exons. The coding region runs from base 1 to 1878 and encodes 625 amino acids. The record is from RefSeq and is a predicted model, not a curated record. Gene Ontology annotation, biological process: protein phosphorylation. NCBI's taxonomy places the organism in Eukaryota, Viridiplantae, Streptophyta, Magnoliopsida, Poales, Poaceae.
AUGGACUUCACUAAAUUCCUUAUCACACUGCUGCUGGUCUGUCUUCUAAUCUAUGAAUCCUAUGUGGAUGCAGCAUCGGAAGAACAAGAUUUCUCAAGAACUUGUUCAUCUCACCACUGCAGCAAACAUGGACCUGAGAUCCGGUUCCCGUUCCGGCUUUCGAUCAACCCACCAUCAUGUGGUGCACCAGGCAUGCAGUUAUCAUGCUCGGGGCAUGACACAAUCCUGGAUCACCAUGUUCUUGGCCCUUGCAGAGUGACUGAGAUCUAUUACAGGCACCGUGUCAUCAACGUCGUCCCGCUAGUGGAACCAUCAAUGCAAUGCCCACUUCAGAAGCUCAUCUCAAGAAACUUAGCAACUGAUGUCUACGAACAACCUCAAUCAUCAUUUCCUACAACCCUAGUACGUUGUUCAAGAGAUUUCAUACCAAUAGAUCAAGAUAGUAUAGUUGGCCCAGCCUUUUGUCUGGGCAACAACGCUAGUCAAUUCUGGUAUUUGGCAUCAGCUUCUGCAUACAUGUCUGAUGUUCCAUGGGACUGUGUGGCCGUUUCUAAAGAUAUACCGAUACCCUUCACCUAUGAUAAACAUGGCAUAAAUUACGAUGAGUUCACCUUCAAUGAAAAAGCCAAUAGAGUCAUCAACAUUGGUGAAACAACAUUCAAAUGGUACGGCAAUAACAUUACGAAUGCCUGCCAACAGUGUGAAUAUGAAGAUCAACACUGUGGAUUCAACUCACGAACGCAUCAAGCAUUCUGCCAGCAGCAAGGUACGCAUGUCAUCCUAGUUGCAGCCUCAUCUGUAGCUGCAUUUGUAGUUCUUUCAUUGAUUGUGGCCACUGUGAUAUAUCUCUCCUUGAAGUCAAGGUACAAUGAAGAGAUAAAUAUGAAGGUUGAAAUGUUUCUCAAGGCAUAUGGCACAUCGAAACCUACAAGAUACAAUUUCCCUGAUGUUAAGAAGAUAGCAAGAAGGUUCAAGGAUAAACUCGGUCAGGGCGGAUUCGGAAGUGUGUACAAAGGCAAGCUACCAAAUGGAGUACCUGUGGCAGUCAAGAUGCUAGAGAGUUCUACAGGAGAGGGGGAGGAAUUCAUCAAUGAAGUUGCAACCAUUGGACUAAUCCACCAUGCAAAUAUCGUACGCCUCUUGGGCUUUUGCUCUGAAGGAAUGAGGCGGGCUCUUAUUUACGAAUUCAUGCCUAACGAGUCACUGGAGAAAUACAUAUUCUCACACAUUUCCGAUAUUUCUCGACAGCUCCUUGCACCCAACAAAAUGCUAGAUAUUGCUCUAGGCAUUGCCCGAGGAAUAGAAUACCUGCAUCAAGGGUGCAACCAGCGCAUUCUCCACUUUGACAUCAAACCACAUAACAUCUUGCUGGACUACAACUUCAACCCAAAGAUCUCAGACUUUGGCCUUGCCAAGCUGUGUGCAAGGGACCAGAGCAUCGUCACCUUGACUGCAGCAAGAGGCACCAUGGGAUACAUCGCACCAGAGGUAUACUCUCGGAACUUUGGAGGGGUGUCUUACAAGUCGGAUGUAUACAGUUUCGGCAUGCUGGUAUUGGAAAUGGUGAGUGGAAGGAGGAAUUCAGAUCCUGGUGUUGAGAACCAGGACGAGAUAUAUCUCCCGGAGUGGAUCUACGAGAGAGUAAUCAGUGGGCAUGAAUGGGAGCUUACUUUGGAAAUGACAGCAGAAGACAAGGAGAAGAUGAGACAGCUGACUAUUGUGGCACUGUGGUGCAUCCAAUGGAACCCGAAGAAUCGGCCAUCAAUGACAAAGGUGGUAAACAUGUUAACAGGGAGGUUGCAGAACCUGCAGAUUCCCCCCAAGCCCUUUGUGUCGUCUGAAAAUCAUACUGUGCCACAAAACACGAUGAACACAUGAACACUCAUUGUGUAUUUUUAUGUAUCAUUACACAUCUGAGGGAACUUAUUCCACAUCUGUGUUGCAAACUGUAAUGCCUUGUACUUCUAUUUCGAAUGUUAAUUCGACCACAUACUGAACUGAACUACAUGGGUCACCUGAUCUGUACCUUUAUUAUUGUAUUGCUACAUGGAUCACCUGAUCUGUACCUUAUCAUGUUGUAAUGCUAUUAAUUAGAAACA